AAUGGCGCAGCCGGAAACUAGCCCCUCGACUUCCUCACGCCGGACUCGGAGCUGGGGCCUGCCUGUGGGCGGUACGCAAGGGACUCGACUUCCGCCUUCCUGCUUCCGGUCUGGCAAAUUUAACGCUCUCAGAAGUAUACUGUGGAACCAAAGAAGGUAAAACCACCAAGGGUCAUCAGAAAUUGUGCUUGGCUCACUGAUAAUCCCCGGACAAAAUUAGAGAUCACUACUCAAGCAUAAGCUGACCCCCCAGUUUUCCUAAGACUGCUACAAAGAUGUUUGACAUAAAGGCUUGGGCUGAGUAUAUUGUGGAAUGGGCUGCAAAAGACCCAUAUGGGUUCCUUACAACAGUUAUUUUGGCCCUUACUCCACUGUUCCUAGCAAGUGCUGUACUGUCCUGGAAAUUGGCCAAGAUGAUUGAAGCCAGGGAGAAGGAACAAAAGAAGAAACAAAAACGUCAAGAGAAUAUUGCAAAAGCUAAACGACUCAAAAAGGACUGAAGGAAUGUAUAGGCUCUGCAACCAGAGAAAAAUCAUUUGGAAAAUUAUGCAGCUUUGGAAGGACUCACUAAGGUUUCUUUGGAUUUCAUGAUAGUAUUAUUUAGUAUGAAAUCUGAUCAUGUAGAAGAAUCAUGUUUUGACCUCCAUACUGUAGUUUUAGGCUUGGGUACCGAAGUUUGUAGGUAUCUACUGGCAGUUAUAAAUAAACAUACAUACAGGUUGAGCAUCCCUAAUCAGAAAAUCUCAAACUUGGAAUGCUCCAAAAUCCAAAUUUUUUUGUGCACCAACAUGAUGCCACAAGUGGAAAAUUGCAGUAAAAACACAAGUAUGCUAAAAAUAUAUAAAAAUACCACAUAAAAUUACUUUCAGUCUAUACGAAACAAAUGAAUUUUGUGUUUAGACUAAGGUUCUGUCCUCAACACAUCUCAUUAUGUAUAUGCAAAUAUUUCAAAAUCUGAAAAAAAUCAAACACUUCUGGUCCCAGACAUUUCAGAUAAGGGAUACCCAACUUAACAAUACAAAUUCUUCAUAGGUGAUUAAGUUAUUUGCCAUUUUGCAGCUUUUGUACUGAAAUGAUUAUGGAGAAAUGAGUUUAGAUUGUGAACUUUAUUCAAAUAGUGGCUUAAAAUGGGAUCCUGUUCUGAACAAAAUAUGUUAAGAAUAUAAGACAAUUAUCCUUUCUGAGGUGAAAAGUUUGUUCUUAAAGGAGAUACAGUAUAUUAAUCACAUCUUUUAUCAUUAUUGCUUAUUCCUUGGAAUGUACUCAUUUUUGGAUUUCUCAAAGUAAAAUAGUAUUAAUGAGUAUACAAGUCUGUUUUCUUCUUUUUUUUUUUUUCUGAUUUUAGCCUUUAAGACAACUGGUGAUUAUCAAGACAUUCUCAUUUUUAAAACCUAAUUUUAUAAAGAAUUUUCUUGAUUAUGUAGAAUACUGUCUUCUGGUUAUAACAGUCUUUGUACUUAUGAACAUUGCCAUUUUCUUAAGAGAUGUGUUGUUGAGAAGAAUGACACUAUGAUUUAAAGCUUGUAGUAAAAAGGCCAAAUACUGUAGUAUCUUGGAACCAUUUUAUUUUUGUGUUAUAUAAAACAGUGAAACAGUGAAAAAGUUUUAUCAGGUAAUUUGUUGGUUAUAUAGAUGGCACUUUUGGUUUUAUUCCAUUCUUUAACUCAUAGGUAGUGAUGUCCUGUACUUUUUGAUCCAAAAAGUUUGAGGUAAAAAUUGAAAUUUCAUAUUUUUUUUAAUAGAGUUAACAGCUAAGCCAUAACUUCUUCAAUGGUAAGAAAGGCUUAAAAUUUGGGAAGAUUUUGUCGGGUAUAGUAAUAAUUGUACAAAUAGAAUAAAAUUGUAUUCAAAAUGAGAAUCAUAUAAUUCAAAGUACAGAGCUAAAGGAUCUCUCCUUAAGUAGUAUAACUGGAACUUUGACUAUUAAACAUGGCUUUUCUAAA
Messenger RNA from Marmota monax (woodchuck), 1943 nucleotides. It is a transcript of the gene Smim15, whose product is annotated as small integral membrane protein 15. The coding region runs from base 276 to 500 and encodes 74 amino acids. The transcript is spliced from 3 exons. NCBI's taxonomy places the organism in Eukaryota, Metazoa, Chordata, Mammalia, Rodentia, Sciuridae. The record is from RefSeq and is a predicted model, not a curated record.